GCAGGCUACACGCAUGCAAGGCUGAAUGAAUGAGGGAAUGAAUGAAUGCACGAACGAGCCAGUUUUGCAUGGAUCAGGACUCCCGAAGCCCUUCGCGCCCCACCCGCGGCCCGCGGACGCCCGGAGCAGGGGCCCCCAGCCUGAAGAAUUACCGAGUUUGCACAGCUUUAAGAGCACGGUCUUCAAAACACCCAAGGUCUGCGGGGUUUGCAAGCAGGUAAUUGACGGCCAAGGGAUCUCAUGCCGAGCCUGCAAGUACCCGUGCCACAAGAAAUGUGAAGCAAAGGUGCUGACUCGCUGCUGUACGCAGGUGCGCGUGGAACAGGCUCCGGGGGGCUCUGCACCGUCCGCUGCUCUCUGCCGUGCCGGGCCGCCCAGGCCCGCGGUGCCGAGCCCCGCCAUGGAGGACGGCCGCGAGCUGGAGCUCACCUACGUCACCGAGCGCAUCAUCGCCGUGUCCUUCCCCGCCAGCUGCUCCGAGGAGUCAUACCUGCACAACCUGCAGGAGGUGACACGCAUGCUGAGGUCCAAACACGGGGACAACUACCUGGUGUUAAACCUUUCCGAAAAGCGAUAUGACCUUACGAAGCUUAACCCAAAGAUCCUGGACGUGGGCUGGCCCGAGCUGCACGCCCCGCCGCUGGACCAGGUGUGCUCCGUCUGCAAGGCGCAGGAGUCCUGGCUGAACAGUGACCCCCAGCACGUGGUCGUCAUCCACUGCAGGGGCGGAAAGGGACGCAUCGGCGUGGUGAUAUCGUCCUACAUGCACUUCACCAACGUGUCCGCCAGUGCUGACCAGGCCCUGGACAGAUUCGCCAUGAAGAAGUUCUAUGAUGAUAAAGUUUCAAAUUUAAUGCAGCCGUCCCAGAAACGGUACGUGCAGUUCCUCAGCGGGCUCCUGUCGGGGACGGUGAAGAUGAACACCGCGCCACUCUUCCUGCAUUUCGUCAUCCUGCAUGGCACUCCCAACUUCGACGCAGGCGGGGUGUGCCGGCCCUUCCUGAAGCUCUACCAGGCCAUGCAGCCCGUGUACACGUCGGGGAUCUACAACGUCAGCCCCGGAAGCCAAAGCAGUAUCCCCAUCGCCAUUGAGCCGGCACAGCUGCUCAAAGGAGACAUCAUGAUCAAGUGCUACCACAAGAAGUACCGCGCGGCCACCCGCGACGUCAUCUUCCGCCUGCAGUUUCACACCGGGGCCGUCCAGGGCUGCGGGCUGGUGUUCCGGAAGGAGGAUCUGGACACUGCCAGCCAAGAUGACCGUUUUCCUGAUAAUGGCAAGAUUGAAUUAGUGUUCUCUGCCACUCCUGAGAAGAUUCAAGGGUGUGAACACCUAUGCAAUGACCAUGGAGUGAUCGUGGACUUCAACACAGCAGACCCCCUGAUCCGUUGGGACUCGUACGAGAGCCUGAGUGUCGGCGGAGAAGUGCUGCACACACAGGGCCCAGUCGAUGGCAGCCUGUACGCCAAGGUGAGGAAGAAGAGCGCCUCGGACCCUGGCGUCCCAGGCGGGGCCCCGGCCGUGCCCGCCACUGCCAGCCCGGACCACGGCGACCACACCCUGUCGGUCAGCAGCGACUCCGGCCACUCUACCGCGUCCGUCCGGACCGACCGCACGGAGGAGCAGCCUGCCGCGGGGCCCAGGCGGGGCCUCAGCCCCCAGGAGAAGGCCGAGCUCGACCAGCUGCUCAGCGGCUUCGGCCUGGAAGAUUCUGGAAGCCCCCUCAAGGAUAUGACCGAUGCUCCCGGCAAGUACAGGGGCGCACGCCACGUUGUGCCUGCCCAGGUGCAUGUGAACGGUGACACCGCCCUCAAGGAGCGGGAGACGGACAUCCUGGACGACGAUAUGCCUGGCCACGACCUGCACAGCGUGGAUAGCAUGGGCACGCUGUCCUCCUCUGAGGGGCACCAGUCGGCCCACCUGGGCCCCUUUGCCUGCUACCAGAGCAGCCAGAACUCCCUCCUGUCUGACGGGUUUGGCGGCAGCGCUGGUGAAGACGCACACGGUGGCCUCGCCCCUGACCUGAGCCUCAGUGCGGACCCCCCGUUCGAGCGGGAGCGGGCGUUCGGGGUCCGAGAGCCGAGGCAGCUGCAGCCAGCACUGCGGACACCCUCCGUGUCGGCCCAGACGCAGGCCUACGGGCAGAGCAGCUACUCCACGCACACCUGGGUGCGCCAGCAGCAGAUGGUGGCCGCCCAGCAGUACGCCUUCGCUCCCGACGGCGAGGCCAGGCUGGGCGGCCGCAGCCCCGAGGAUGGGCCUGGCCUGCUGCAGGCCCAGCCCAGGGCUCUGGUCACCCCCACCCGGGGGACCGGGAGCAGAGCGGCUCCGCCAAGGGGUGUGGGCCCUGGGCCCCAGCUCCCCGAGGCACAGCGGCCCCCUCCUGGCAAAGCGUUCAAGCCCAGGUUUCCGGACAUCAGGGUCCUUAACGGGACUGGACUGGAGCCCGGCGUGGACCCGGCCCCAGGCUCGCCCACCCUGGACAUCGACCAGUCCAUCGAGCAGCUCAACAGGCUCAUCUUGGAGCUGGACCCUACCUUUGAGCCCCUCCCUACCCACAUGAACACACCUGGCAUCCAGGCCAACGGCCCCGUGCUGCCUGACGGCACGGGAGGCGGGCUGCGGGACGCCGGAGAGGGCCCCGGCAGGGCCUCCAUGCGGCAAGGCUCCCCAGGGGAGAAGCCACUAGGCGGAAGAUUCCGGAAGCUGAGCCUCGGGCAGUAUGAUAACGAAGGUGCCGGGCAGCCGGCCUUCCCCAAGUGCGGAUGGGGCAAGACCCCGGGUGCGGAGCAGGCUGCAAGCCUGUCGCCUUUCCUGUCUCCGCCCGACGCCAAGGAGACGGCGGCUGCCGCGUACCCCCCAGACCCCGAUGGACUCAGCGGCAGGAACUUCUCUCCGACCAAAAGCGGCAGUGACUCGCCGUCCCCCACGCCCGCAUUUCCCGUGUCUCCGGAAACUCCGUACGUGACGACGCCGCCGCGAUAUGCGCCGUUCAGCCCGCCCGGGCCGCAGGUGGCCGGCGCCAGCGGCCUGUGCAGAGGAGCUCACGAACUUCGCGGCUGCCCUGAGCCCCCGCUGCGCGCUGCGGGGAUGUCCGAGAGCCCCGUCGGGCCCAAAGCUGCGACGCCCCGGGCCGACAUGCCGGCCGCACCCUCCUCCUUCCAGCGGGCAUUCCCAUCCAGCACCAGCUCCAGCAGCAGCCCUGGCCAGCGGCGCGACAGCCCUCCGUGUGCCCAGCUUCCGUGGCUGGACAGCAGCCCCAAAGCCUCGCUGGCCCUGCUGGGGGGCGGCCGGCCGGCGGGCAGUCUCCUCGGCCCCGACGGCCCUGGCCGGCCCCCCCUGCCGCCCGCCGAGCUUCAGGCCUCUCUCCACAACCACGAGCUGGCCCUGGCGGAGCCACCUGAUGCUCUGGGCCCCCUGAGCGGCCCAGCCUUCCUGGGCUUCAGUGCCGCCCCCGGGGGAAGCGGCCAUGCGCCUGGGGAUGACCCCGGCGCCUUGCUGGCCCAUUCCCACGGAGCACCCCAGGCCCCCGGCGCCCCGCGGACGGCAGCAGCGGCUGGUGACAACGGCUUCCUGUCCUCCGGCUUUCUCACGGCCACGCCUGGACACAGCGGCCAUCACAGCCCGCUGAGCCUACCCGGGCAGCCGCCCCUCCCCGAGAAGAAGCGUGCCUCGGAGGGAGACCGGUCUGUGGGCUCGGCCUCCCCUUCCUCCAGUGGCUUCUCCAGCCCCCACAGCGGCAGUUCCGUGAGCAUCCCAUUCCCCAGCAUCCUCCCGGACUUCCCCAGGGCGGUGGAGCCAGCGGCGCCCAGCACAGAUAAUGCAGGUGAUAAGCAUGUGUCCGUGAACUUUGUCCAAGACACAUCCAAAUUCUGGUACAAGGCGGAUAUCUCCCGAGAGCAAGCCAUCGCCAUGCUGAAGGACAAGGAACCCGGGUCGUUCAUCGUCAGGGACAGCCACUCCUUCCGAGGAGCCUACGGCCUGGCCAUGAAGGUGGCCACGCCCCCGCCCUCCGUCCUGCAGCUGAACAAGAAAGUGGGAGAUCUGGCCAACGAGCUCGUGCGGCACUUUCUGAUCGAGUGUACCCCGAAGGGAGUGCGGUUGAAAGGCUGCCCCAACGAACCCUAUUUUGGGAGCCUGACAGCUUUGGUGUGCCAGCAUUCCAUCACGCCCUUGGCCUUGCCCUGCAAGCUGCUCAUUCCAGACAGAGACCCGCUGGACGAAAUAGCCGAGAGUUCUCCCCAGACUGCGGCCAACUCCGCCGCCGAGCUGCUCAAGCAAGGGGCAGCCUGUAACGUGUGGUACCUGAACUCGGUGGAGAUGGAGUCCCUCACCGGCCACCAAGCCGUCCAGAAGGCCCUAAGCCUCACGCUGGUCCAGCAGCCGCCUCCCUUGUGCACGGUCGUGCACUUCAAGGUGUCUGCCCAGGGCAUCACCCUGACGGACAAUCAGAGGAAACUCUUCUUCCGGAGGCACUACCCUGUGAGCAGUGUGAUUUUCUGCGCGCUGGAUCCGCAGGACAGGAAGUGGAUCACGGACGGCCCCUGCUCGCGAGUCUUCGGGUUCGUGGCCCGGAAGCAGGGCAGCGCCACAGACAAUGUGUGCCACCUAUUUGCAGAGCACGACCCGGAGCAGCCCGCCAGCGCCAUCGUCAACUUUGUGUCAAAGGUCAUGAUCGGCUCCCCCAAGAAGAUCUGAGCCAAGAGGGGCCGGGGCAGCGCCGCGUGGGCUGGCGAGCCUGACCCUGCAGCCCCGGGAGGGGGAGGCAUUCCUCAUCCGGCUUUACAGAUUUGGGGACACAGCCCCGCUGCCUCCUGGCCGUCCCUGAGAGACUGCCCCCCACAGCUUCCUGCAGCGCCCACCCGGGCUCUGCUCCGUCGCAGGGGACACAUGUGUGCCUUGCACGCCGGCAUUUGUGGGAAGGACGACGCCCGGCCCCUCGGCAGUGGCCCUGAGUGAGUGGGGGGGCAUCGCCGGCGCGGAGGCCCUGUCCGUCCCGCGCCCCGGGGGGGCACAUCCCUCCUCCACAACAGAUGCCAGCUGAGAAGGUGGCGUGUGUUUGACGAAGGUUCGUGCAGCCCGGGCCCUUCCAGAACUCUGGGGAGGGGACAGCACGCUGGCUGUGAGGACCACGCAGGUCACCUGGUCCCUCGCCAGAGGGGCACCGUAACGCCAGAGAGCGUCAGCCCGGCGCGUGGCAGCCCAGCCUCCUGCUCCCACGCCGGGACCUAGCGGCGCACUGGCCAUGAGGGGAGAAGGAAGACGGAUGGGAAAUGCCGUGUUGUGUAAUUUAUAUUCUACUUAUGCCAAAUUAUUUAUGAUGACACUUUCCUAUUGCUGGAGGGGACAGGGCCCCAUCGCUGCAGGCUGCGGGCUGAGCCCUGGUGGGUGCACCCGCGAUCGGGGGCCUCAACCACCUCCAGCCUGACGGUCAACGUUGCGUGUCCAGGCUGCGGGUGACGUCCUUUCUGUGGGGGAAGGUUCUGGAGGGUGGGUCCCAUUCGGGUUUAGACUCACCCCCGUGUGAGCUGCCGGCCACCUGUCCUGCCUUUGGGGCCCCCGCUGGGACCCUGUGUUUCUAGUGUCCUGAGCAGAGGGGAGGAGGAGGAGGAAGACGCGAGGCUCAGACCUUCCAGGCUGGGGGCCGCUCCUCUGCACCGCCCUGGAGACCGAAUUGGGUGUGCCGUUCAUGCCGGGAGUCCUGCACCUCAGUCUUUGGCGUGAGGCGCCUCUCGGCCCUGGAACUGCCCUCCUGCCUGGCUUUCCAAAGUCCACACCAGCUCUUGGGGCCCCAGGGGUCACCGAUGGCCACCCCAGGAGUUGGGAGCGUGCCUUGUGAAGCCUCUGUCAUAAGUGGGCCAGAGACCAACGUCACCGCGUGCAGCCGGAACGCGCAAGUCCCUGUGGGCGCGAGGCAGGCAGACGUGCUCCCUGGCUGUUUCCUAUCGAACCAAACACAAGUGCCUCAUUUCUGUGCCAAAUGUUUGCCUUGGUCUUUGCGGACCUUCUCCACCAACGGGUGCAGGGGCAGGCGUAGGGGAGUGUGCGGGCAUCUCCCAGAGCCCCCGGUGACACCUCCCAGGCCGCUGGUACCUCCGCUUUCCCUUCGCAGCAGAAAUGUGGCCAAGGAGACCUCAGCCUGAGAUGGCUUCUGCCCCGUGUGACCCAGAGACGGCGGCCGGGGUCCACGUCCUCCCGACGAAGGAAGAGAGGGCUCGUUCAGACAUAGCGCGAGGGCGGGUAUGGGAUUCGGGAGCACAGGCUGCGGGUGACUGAGGCAUUGGGGCCUCCCGUGUCCAGAACAUUCCAGAAGCCACACCUGCUUGCUUUUUGAACGGACCUGCUGGCUGCGGUUUCUCCUUCAAGGGGUCAGGGCGUCAGGAAGUUCACUCCCUCUCCAGAGCCGAGGGAGGCGGCCUCCCGGGUUCUGGUGAGCAGGUGUGACACAUGCAGUUCUGAAUCCAUGAACUCGGGGCUCAGACCUGGGGGAGCCCUGCCCCACCCUGGGGUCGCUCCUGGGAAGGGUCCAUCCCAGCUCCUGGCCUCCGGGCGCCCACAGGCACAGGGGUCCUGUCCUGGGAGGUCGCCGAGGCCUGCCCCCCCACGGGGUCGUAGCCAGGGUCCUAUUAACCUGCUCAUUAACCGUGUGCUGCAUCCCCCAGUGCUAACCUGUAACCACGUUAAGUCACACCGAAUUUAAGGGUCUCCACGUGGAUCCCCGGCGUCCGAGACCUCACGUCUCCUCCUCUGCCUUACUUAUUAGUGGGUAUUUUUACUUUUCUUAUAUUGUAAAGAAUAUAUCCAGUAUGUAAAUGAAUGUUCUAUAAACCUUUGUAUAGUCAUUUUCUCUGCUUUUCAAAUACCAUCUCUAUUCAGAGUAUAAUAAAAUUAUAAA
This is a messenger RNA of Hyaena hyaena (striped hyena), 6893 nucleotides long. RefSeq names its product tensin 3 (gene TNS3). Gene Ontology annotation, biological process: dephosphorylation. The transcript is spliced from 31 exons. The coding region runs from base 26 to 4696 and encodes 1556 amino acids. Gene Ontology annotation, molecular function: protein binding; phosphatase activity. Lineage: Eukaryota; Metazoa; Chordata; Mammalia; Carnivora; Hyaenidae. The record is from RefSeq and is a predicted model, not a curated record.